This is a messenger RNA of Scomber japonicus (chub mackerel), 1343 nucleotides long. RefSeq names its product zinc finger protein 232. Gene Ontology annotation, biological process: regulation of transcription by RNA polymerase II. The transcript has 2 exons. The coding region runs from base 40 to 1185 and encodes 381 amino acids. Lineage: Eukaryota; Metazoa; Chordata; Actinopteri; Scombriformes; Scombridae. The record is from RefSeq and is a predicted model, not a curated record. Gene Ontology annotation, molecular function: DNA-binding transcription factor activity, RNA polymerase II-specific; RNA polymerase II cis-regulatory region sequence-specific DNA binding.
GCCAGUUGUGUGGCUUUCCAGACCAAGUUAGCCUCGAUCAUGGAGAUGUUAGCUCAAGCUGCCGUGUUGGAGAUCAGUAAAAUAUGGGAGGACAGCUUCACGCUCGUCCAGGUCGAGCUACGCCGGAGAGAGAGUGAGAUUGAAGCUCUGAACAGAAAGUUGAUGUUGCUGGAAAACGAGCAGCUGACUCAGACUCAGGCUGCAAAUGUGUCCUCACCAUCUUCAUCCAGGAGAGAGCAGCAGAGCAGGAUGCUGCCCCCUACUGGUGAUGGACCCGUCAUAGAUUCAGUCCAGACGUUAUCUUCCGAGCAGAGCGUCAGAGAGAAGACGGACACCGCAGCCAAUCACAGAACAACGUCUCCACCUGCUCCAUCAGAGGAGAAACAGAACGAGCAGCUCAAGUCUGACUUCUGUGAAAGUGACAGCAGAGACGACGAAGAUCUAAUAGUGAAACUGGAGGAUGAGGACGACGUUCAGAUCGUGGAGCAGAUAAUGGACUGUGAGCAGAGCAUUACUGACGGAGCCGCUCAACAUGAGAUGGAGCUGAACCACCAGCAACCCGCCGAAGCUGCAGAGGAACACGAGAGCCAGCAGUGGUCGUCUGUUUCAGUCGGGGACAGCGACACCGCCGACGACUCGGACUGCUUUUUCGAACCACAGCAGCUGUCACAAAACAUGGACUCGGAAAUCCUGUUCAUUCAGAAUGCUUUGGACAUUUUAGACAACUCAGCGGAGACGAUGCACACUGACAGGUUUACGAGGGAGAACGGACAAGGUGCACCAAGUAAACCGAGGGCUCCUGUGACUUUCAGCCAAGCUCAGCCAAGUCAACCUAUAGAAGCAAUAAAUCACCCAGAGGGAGGCGUGUCCAUCAGAUUCCUCUCAGAGAAACAACUACAGACUAAAAACAUGUCCGCCUUUAACCCAGACAACAGAUUCUUCCUCUUAAACGACCCUGAGUUGCAUAAAACGAUAGCGAGUCGCCACAUAAAGGAGAAGUGGUUCAUUUGUCCAUUCUGUGGGAAAAGCUUUGAUCGUGUCAGCCAUCUGGAGAUUCACCAGCGAAUUCACACGGGGGAGAAACCGUACACGUGCGACACGUGCGGCAAGUGUUUUUCUCAGAGGAGUAACCUUCGCACUCACCAGCGGACUCACAAAGAGGUUUUAGCCCAAAAUUCAGUUUGAUUCAUGAGAUUUUUACGGAUACGAGGAAUAGUUCUGUGACAUUUAUGUUUAGAUGAAUUAACAAAUUACUUUUUUUUUACUUCAGCGUGACAGAAAAGUGAUGUAGCCGACUGAUUUUACUGUACACUCCUUUUUUUUCUUUUUAUAUGAAUCCUAAC